UUCCUUUUCACAAAAUUCUAACUUUUUCUGAUCAUCCAAACUCUGCUUUCUCUGCUCAUGGCUUUGCUUUUCUUAUCAUCGCCUAAUCUCUUGGAACCGUAGUUUUCUUUUGCAAAGUAAAUUACAAACGGUAAUUGUGGCCAAUGGAGGAGUGUAGAUUUCUAUCAGAAAUGAAGUUCAUUAUCAACUUGUUAUACACAGAAACAGUUUCAUUUCUCUAUGUUUUUUCCUCUGACCCUCUAUUUUCAUGCAUUGUCACCUUCUGCACCUUGAUCCUCCUCUAUUUGCCUCAUCUAUUUUGGAAAAUAGUUUUCUCACCCGUUUUGAUUCUCUCCGGGAUUCUCUUGCUUCUCAUCCUCCGUCUCGGUGCAAUUCAAAGAUCUGAAAAUGAAGAAAAGGAAAACACGGGCAAAUUUGAACCCAUCGGCAAUGAAGAAAACAGGGCAAACAGAGAAGAGAAACGGGGGAAACUCAUUGAACCUGUGGAAAUCGAUUCUCUUGAUCAAGUUUACCGGUGGGUGAGGGCCCAUUCUGAAUUAGAGGUUAAAACCCAGAUGGAUUUUGAAUCAAGUUCGCGUUUUGAGGAGCCUUUCGUGGAAUGGAACGUUAAAGCGCCAUUGGAGGUCAUAUACGAAGUAGAAGAAACAGAGCAGGAUCCCAAUGAGAAACAACACAUGGGUAUUUUCCCAUCGUUGUCAUGCUACUACCCUGAAACUGACUCGGAAAACUCGUCGGGGAGUGAAUUUCCGGCGAUGGAGAACUGGGACUCGCCGGAGAAGAUGAGCUUCAGAUGGGAUGAAGAAGAUAGAGAAGGUUUAAUUGAGAUAGCUCUUGAUGGGUGUAAGAAGAGGACCGUCGAGUUUCAGUUUGAGGAGGAGAAUUUGAUCGAGAUUGAUAUUUCUCCGACGAGGCACAGAGAAUUUGCCGGCGAGGAUGAUCUGUUUGCCGGUGAGAUUAGUUGCGACUAAUGUGAUGUUUAAUGAAGAUUAACAUAGGGGAUUAUUGUGUAUUUUGUUUUGGGGUAAGUGAAAGGGAAAAUUAGAGAUUUGGAAUUAUUUGGGGAGUUUUGGCAGACUAUGCCUGUCUUGGAUGUGGUCACCGUUGUACUAUCAUAUCCAAGCUUUAAGUCCAAUUAAUCACACUAAUCCCAAAUAU
Messenger RNA from Abrus precatorius (Indian licorice), 1155 nucleotides. RefSeq lists its product as uncharacterized. The coding region runs from base 144 to 968 and encodes 274 amino acids. The transcript has a single exon. The record is from RefSeq and is a predicted model, not a curated record. NCBI's taxonomy places the organism in Eukaryota, Viridiplantae, Streptophyta, Magnoliopsida, Fabales, Fabaceae.